UCCUCCUUCCUACCUCCCUCCUGCCAGCAAUGAUUUGGCAAGUUGGAAGUGAAUAAUUUCACUUUCUUUUUAUAGAAAGUAAACAUUUUGUAUUGAUUUUAAAACCAUUUCUAUAUUUGUAUAUAAUAUAAUAUAUCAUUAAUGUAAUUUAGUAUUUGUUAUUCGUUGACAAUUCGCGUUGUUUUAACGUUCGCAGUAUGUCCAACGCCACUGUGAACAUCAAGUUCCGCCAUGGCCUGACGGCGUCGGAUCCUGAGCGGCAGCCGGUGCUGGUGGUGGGGCAAGUGGCCCAUCUGGACAGUCUGACAUGGCAUGACGUCCGGUGCAAGCUAGAACCUAGGGUCACAGAAGAGGCGUGGCGGCGCGGCGUGGCGUGCGUGUCGGCGUCGCCGGGCGACUGCGUGGAGCUGUGGCCGCGCGCGGCGGCGCUGGCCGCGCUGCCGGCCCGCCGCUCGCGCCACGCCGCGCCCUCGCGCUGCCACGCGCUGGCCAAGCUCGUCCGGGGGCUGCAGCGCUCCACCGACGAGUUCAUCGUGCUGGUGUGCCGCAAGCGCGACGUGUACGCGAGCUGCGUGAGCAUCGCGCGCUCGUUCCCGCUGUACAGCGCGCGCUCCGGCGCCGCGCCGCUCGCCGCCGCGCCGCCGCCGCGCACGCGCACCGUCGCCGUCGAGAUACUGCUCGUCCGCCGCACGCCAGACGGUGAUGGGUCUGAUGACGAUGAUGACGGUCCCGUCGAUCCCUACCUGCUGGACAACACGUUGUCAUCCGAAGACUUGGCGACGUUGCAAGACGCUGCGGACGCGACUCGUUUGGCUGCUCGUAUUGCGGACACUCCAGCCAAUAUUAUGAAUGUGGAUAAAUUUAUCGAAGAAGCUUGCCAAGUAGCGAAGGAUUUAGAACUGGCCGAGCCGACCAUCAUCCGAGGCGAGGAGCUGCGGGCGCGCGGCAUGGGAGGCCUGUACGGCGUCGGCCGCGCUGCGGCCUGCCCCCCGGCGCUGGUCGCGCUGCACUACCGGCCCGCCGCCGCCACCCGGACCGUGGCCUGGGUCGGCAAGGGCAUCGUCUACGACACCGGCGGUCUCUCCAUCAAGGCCAGGACGUCGAUGGUGGGUAUGAAGGGCGACUGCGCGGGUGCAGCUGCGGUGCUGGGCGCGUUCGCGGCCGCCGUGCGCGCGCGUCCCUCCAUCGCACUGCACGCCGUGCUCUGCCUCGCAGAGAACGCGGUCGGACCACUCGCCACCAGACCGGACGACAUUCACCAGCUGUACUCCGGGCGCACCGUCGAGAUUAAUAACACAGACGCUGAAGGUCGGCUGGUGUUAAGCGACGGCGUGGUGUACGCGUCGCGCGACCUCCGCGCGGACGUCAUCGUCGACGUCGCCACGCUCACCGGCGCUCAGGGCACGGCGACGGGCAAGUACCACGCGGCGCUGGUGUGCAACCGCGGGCGGCUGGAGGCGCGCGCGGCGGCGGCCGGGCGCCGCGCCGGCGACCUGGCGCACGCGCUGCCCUUCGCGCCCGACCUGCACUUCGCAGAGUUCAGCAGCGCCGUCGCCGACAUGAGGAACAGCGUCGCGGACCGCAACAAUGCGCAGCCGUCGUGUGCUGGACUGUUCAUCCUGGCGCACCUCGGGUUCGACUUCCCGGGCGACUGGCUGCACGUCGACAUGGCCGCGCCCGCACAUUCGGGUGAACGCGCGACCGGAUACGGCGUGGCGCUACUGAGCGUGCUGUUCGGCGAAUACACGAACAGCAAGCUGCUGCGGGCGCUGUGCCCCCCCUCCUCGCCCUCCUCGCCCCCCACACCCGCCGCAGCCGCCGCAGCCGCCGCAGCCGCCGCGCCGGCACCCUCGCCCGACUCCUGAGUCACCAGCACCACGCCGCUGCGAUAGCCUGACUACGCAAGGAAACUAUUCCAGCUAGUCGACGACAGUGUGGUUGGUGUAGCAGGAUUGGCUGAUCGCGUUACCAUCUCCUCCCUUGCUGUUACCAAGCAAGCGAUCAAUGGUUCAAAUCUCAUAAUGUUAACCACAAUAAUACCAUAGCAAAUAAUUUUUAUCAAAUACAAGAUACGACAACAUAACCUUCAAGAAAAGAGUAUAUUCCUUUUUAAAAGGCCGGCAGAACACCUGCAAUGCCGUUGGUGUUGUGUGUGAUCAUGGGUGCGGUAAUAAUUGUUCGCAGUACAGGACAACCCCCCACUAGAUGGAGUGACGACCUGAAAUGCAUUGCAGGGAUGGCAGUGGAUGCAGGUGGCUCAGGACCGUUCUAUAUGGCAGUCUCCAUAGAAUCCCCCAUGGGAGGCUUAUGUCCAGCAGUGGACGGAUAAUGGCUGAAAUGAAAUGAAUGAAUUAAUAUAAUUAUUAUAGUAUCAAAGUAAAUAAAAACUUUAGAUAUAAAUUAGAUUAAACAACUUCUCAAGUUCAAUGUUUAAAUGGUUUGUUUUUAUGAGAAUUGAGCCCAUGAAUGCGCGGUGUAUCAGGCCAUGGAGGCGGGAAUUUAUAUGAUAUUGCAUGUAAGAAAAAUAUUUCAAAUAAACAUUUAGUACCUACAUUAAAAUUAUUUAAAAAUAAUAAGCGAAUUUUUUUAUUUGCAUUUAAAUAUAUGUAACAACUGCAUUGUUUUUUUUUUUAUAUUAAUUUUUGUCUGGAAAUAAAGCUCAAACGAGCCCAGUUAACUUUGAUUAAAUAUCUUUUUUUUUUAUAAUUACUCCUCUCCAUCCAAAGGUUGCCUGGAAGAGAUCACUCUUAGCGAUAAGGCCGCCCAUUGUUUUCUCAUUGUGAUUAUUUCUUGUAAUUAUUUAUAUCUAUGAUAAGUUUACUAUUGUAAUCUUUUGGAGGAAACAAUAAAGAGUAUCUAUCUAUCUAUCUAUUUUGGAAAUAUAACUGUAUUUUCACUCAUGUUAAUAUUUGAAAUUUCGCUGAUUAUUUUUAAAAUAUACAAUUAUAUAGUAUUAAGUAAUAAUAACUUGCUAGUUUAGUAGUUAUUGAACAAAAUACA
Messenger RNA from Galleria mellonella (greater wax moth), 3000 nucleotides. RefSeq names its product probable aminopeptidase NPEPL1 (gene grsm). Gene Ontology annotation, cellular component: cytoplasm. Bases 198 to 1865 code for a protein of 555 amino acids. The record is from RefSeq and is a predicted model, not a curated record. The transcript is spliced from 12 exons. Lineage: Eukaryota; Metazoa; Arthropoda; Insecta; Lepidoptera; Pyralidae. Gene Ontology annotation, molecular function: metalloaminopeptidase activity; manganese ion binding. Gene Ontology annotation, biological process: proteolysis.